GGUCCGGCGUUCACGCCAGGCUCCUGUCGGCGGCGCCCGCAGCGGCCCGGCUUCCUGAUGCUCCUGAACCGGCUGCUGCGGGCCGGGCUGUGCGCUUAGUGCCGGGCUCAGGCCCUCCGGAGGCGCCGGCGGGGCUGGGAGUGGCCUCCGGCCCCGCGGAGACGGAGCGCGAGGACGACACGGUGGCUGCGGAGAAGAUGGGGGCUAACCAGUUAGUGGUGCUCAACGUGUACGACAUGUACUGGAUGAAUGAAUACACCUCGUCCAUUGGAAUUGGCGUUUUUCAUUCAGGAAUUGAAGUAUAUGGAAGAGAAUUUGCUUAUGGUGGCCAUCCUUACCCUUUUUCUGGAAUAUUUGAAAUUUCCCCAGGAAAUGCUUCUGAACUAGGAGAAACAUUUAAAUUUAAAGAAGCUGUUGUUUUAGGGAGCACCGACUUCCUUGAAGAUGAUAUAGAAAAAAUCGUAGAAGAACUGGGAAAAGAAUACAAAGGCAAUGCGUAUCAUUUGAUGCAUAAAAACUGCAAUCACUUUUCUUCAGCUUUGUCAGAGAUCCUCUGUGGGAAAGAGAUUCCUCGCUGGAUCAAUCGGCUGGCCUACUUCAGUUCCUGUAUCCCCUUCCUGCAGAGCUGUCUCCCGAAGGAGUGGCUGACCCCAGCCGCUCUGCAGUCCAGCGUCAGCCAGGAGCUGCAGGAGGAGCUGGAGGAGGCGGAGGACGCAGCCGCCUCGGCAUCCAUGGCCAGCACAGGGGCCACCUCCAGAUCUGGCCACCACACGAAACUCUAAGCUCUCCAGAGUCACACGGCCCGAACUGGCGCUGGCGGUUUGAGUAUCACUAGAGGAAAGCAGAAAUGAAACAUCUUUUGGAUAUUUUGUAUGCAAAGAUGGUUCUCCCCCAAAUCCCAGUUUCUCAGCUCAGGAUUCUAUUUGUAAU
Messenger RNA from Elephantulus edwardii (Cape elephant shrew), 930 nucleotides. Its product is annotated as desumoylating isopeptidase 2-like. The transcript has 5 exons. Gene Ontology annotation, molecular function: deubiquitinase activity. Lineage: Eukaryota; Metazoa; Chordata; Mammalia; Macroscelidea; Macroscelididae. The record is from RefSeq and is a predicted model, not a curated record. Bases 198 to 782 code for a protein of 194 amino acids. Gene Ontology annotation, biological process: protein deubiquitination.